GUUACUUACUGAGCAGUGAGCACCUACUACCAAGUACCAACUGCUACCACAUCUAGCUAUCGUAAGCAAAAAGUGAGUGAGGGAACCAAAAUGGCGGAGGCCAUCGUCGGCCCGCUGCUGAGCAAGCUCCAGGAGCUGGCCCUGAGCGAGGGGAGGGCGCUGGUUGCCGUCAGCGGCGAAAUCGGGAACCUCCGCGACAAGCUCAUGUGGCUGCUGGCCUUUCUUCAGGAGGCCGACCCCCGGCGCCGCACCCGCGCCAGCGAGCUCAUGCGCGUGCUUGUGCGCCAGACCCGCGACGCCGCGUUCAGCGCCGAGGACGCCGUCGACGAGUACGUCUUCCGCGUCGACCUGUCUCGGUACCCCAGUUGGUCCCGCGCCAUCCUCGGCUUCCUCGCUGGCUCCACCACACAGCUCCUCGUCCGGCACAGGCUCUCCGGUGAGAUCGCGGCCAUAAACGGCCGGCUCGAGGAGAUCAUCAAGAACAAGGAGAAGUACAGGCUGGAGGACUCCGCCGCCGUAUCAUCGGUGCGAACGUGGACCGCCUCUGCUGCCUCCUCAAGUGUCUCACUCACCUGGUCAGCCUUCCCCUGCACUGUCACUUGCCAAGUUUAUCUUUAUCAUCGAUCUGCAUAUGUGCUGAAGUAUAAAAGUACACCGAUCUGCCAUCUUUUUAGUUUAAAUUUACUGAAUGGACUGGAGCACAAGAGGCCAAUGAGGUCGACUAAGCUUUGCAGUUUUGUAGCAGGGUUAAUAUUACCGAGAGCCGUCUAUCCGAUAUUGAGAUCUGUAAACAAUUCCAUAUUUUUUUUUCUGAGCUCUGUUAGGGUCGCUAAUAGCAUGCUAUAGUGUGUAGAUAAUUGUCUCGCUAAAUAAAUCAGUGUAUAAUCUUUCGCUAAUAACAUGUUAUAGCGCGCUAUAGCACGCUAAUAGCAUAUUUUAUGAGCCGGCGCUAUUUUGUAUAGCACGCUAUUUUUUCAUUGAAGCAAACACUAUAGUUUUUUUUAACUUGGUGAACGAAUUAUUAAAGAGUCAGUUACACCACUGUUGCUAGUCCUUGGCAUGAAUGAUCACUUUAGUGCUAUAAGUUGUGGUGUACAUUAAAAUGGUGCAAGAACUUCGCUUUGUGAUGCAAAUACAGUAGGAAACUCGUUUUUAUACAUUCUUGGUGCUGACAAGGCAUGACAGCAUUGGCAUGGGGCCGUUAUCAGUGACCAAACGAUGGGAACAGGGUGUCUGGCCUGCUCUUUCACAACAAAAAGAAACUUUAUUUUUUAUUUUUUCGCACAAAAAUAACAUUGGGAGGCCCGCAUUAAGAGUAAAAAUAGUGCCUACAGGGAGGCCCACAAGUUUUGCCUAACAACAUAAAUUAAAACUCUGAACUCAAAUUUAAAAAAAAAGCAGUCAAACCAACGACCUCCUAUCCCGAUAGUGCAAACCAAUACCCGACGAUGAUUGUUUCUUAUACAUAGGCUAAUGGUUCUUUUAUGCUAAGGCCACAUUUCUAUUCUUUAGAAAAUAUAAUAUUUUACUUAUAAAUGUGCACAUGAUUUUUCGUGAAGCAUAAAUAUUUGUUUCCCUAAAAGUACAU
Triticum aestivum (bread wheat) is the source of this 1588-nucleotide messenger RNA. RefSeq lists its product as uncharacterized. The record is from RefSeq and is a predicted model, not a curated record. The transcript has a single exon. NCBI's taxonomy places the organism in Eukaryota, Viridiplantae, Streptophyta, Magnoliopsida, Poales, Poaceae. Bases 91 to 846 code for a protein of 251 amino acids.